Plectropomus leopardus (leopard coralgrouper) is the source of this 542-nucleotide messenger RNA. Its product is annotated as hemoglobin subunit beta-like. Lineage: Eukaryota; Metazoa; Chordata; Actinopteri; Perciformes; Serranidae. Gene Ontology annotation, biological process: oxygen transport; hydrogen peroxide catabolic process. The record is from RefSeq and is a predicted model, not a curated record. Gene Ontology annotation, molecular function: oxygen binding; heme binding; haptoglobin binding. Gene Ontology annotation, cellular component: blood microparticle; hemoglobin complex; haptoglobin-hemoglobin complex.
CCAAAAUCCGGCAAAAUGGUUGAGUGGACAGACUUCGAGCGCUCCGCCAUCGCGGACAUCUUCUCCAAGAUGGAGUACGAGGUUGUGGGCCCCGCAGCUCUUUCCAGGUGUCUGAUCGUCUACCCCUGGACUCAGAGGUAUUUCGGCAACUUUGGAAACCUCUACAACGCUGCUGCAAUCCAGGGAAAUCCGUUGGUUGCAAAACACGGAACAACUAUCCUCCACGGUCUGGACCGGGCUGUGAAGAACAUGGACGACAUCAAGAACGUCUAUUCCGAGCUGAGCGUGCUGCACUCCGAGAAACUGCACGUGGACCCCGAUAACUUCAGGCUGAUUUCCGACUGCCUGACCAUUGUGGUCGCUUCUCGGCUGGGCAAAGAAUUCACUGGUGAGGUCCAGGCAGCUUUCCAGAAGUUCCUGGCCGUGGUGGUGUCCGCCCUGGGAAGACAGUACCACUAGAGAGAUUCAACAGAGGACCAUCAAUGAUCAUUUGCUUAAAAGUUCUUUGUUUUUGUCUCAAAAGCAAAUAAACAAUGAACAAA